This is a messenger RNA of Durusdinium trenchii, 1947 nucleotides long. The record is from the annotation of a GenBank genome assembly. Lineage: Eukaryota; Dinophyceae; Suessiales; Symbiodiniaceae.
AUGUACGCGGCGGAUGGCGAGUUCUAUCCGGCGGAGAUCACCAACAUCUCCUACUCUCCCAAGAAGAAGAAGGCUCCAGUGAAGGUGCACUACAUGGGCUAUGAAGGCGAGGAUGCCUGGUUGUCUCUGGACAUGCUCAAGUGCAAGGCAUUGAAAGGGGCCACCAAGGCACCUGUCAAGGAGAAGGCACCAGCCAAGGCUGCUCCGAAGCCCAAGGCCAAGGCGAAAGCCAAGGCGAAGGCGAAGCCCCAGAUGGACUACUCAGGCUUGCAGAAGGGCAUGCGCCUACAGGCGGAAGCCGAUGGCAAGUACUGGGCAGCCGAGGUUGUUGCUGUCUCCCAGAAGAGGAAGGAUGCCCCUGUCAAGGUCACGUUCAUCGGCUACGACAAGCAGUACGACGAAUGGCUGGGAGCCGAGCGGUUGCGCUCCAAGGUGAUCGUGCCCAUGUCCAAGGAUGGUGGGAAGGCAGCUUUCGGUGCUGUGAUGCCGCCUGCCGCCCGAAAGCUUCUUUUGACAAAGCCGAAGGUGAAAGCGCCGUUGGAUCCAGGUUUCAGCCCUUUGAUUUUGGCAAAGCAGAAGUACAUGGAAGCUGCAAAGGAUUGCAAGGACAAGUUGACCUGGGCUUUGGUUCGCAGCGAUGGCUGUGGCCGCUACAGCUUGCCUGUCUUCCCCGAGGGCACCAAGGACGCCCGUGCGUCUGCGUACCUGGCUGGGAUCCUUAUCCAAGAGAUGAUCUGGCAGCGAAGCGCUAGCAGCAUGGUCCUCCACGGCCCUGCCAAGAUCUGCAAGUACUUGCAGAAGUGCUACUCCACAGGUGGCGCUUAUGAGUUUGAAGUCAUGUCCAUGCCGAAGGUCUGUGGACAUCCCGAGACCCCCUUCGAGGUGAAGGUCGUGGAGAAUGAGUCAGAGAUCCCCGAGAACAAGGACACACCUCAGGUCUGUGGGAAGGACGCCAACGGCUGCCGCCUGGCCUUCGACUUGGGCAAGAGCGACAUCAAGACGGUGGCCGUCAAGGACAACGAGGUGGUCUAUUCCAAGGAGACGGAGUGGGACGUGACCAACCCAGACCCUCAGUAUCACUUUGAUGCCAUCUUGGCCGCCCUGAAGUUGGCCAAGGACACCUUGCCCAAGGUGGAGGCCAUCGGCGGGUCGGCCACCGGCACGGUGAGCGCGCUGAACGAGGCCACCUGGUGCGACAUCUUCCCCAACGUGCCCCCUGAUGUCUACAAGGAAAAGGUGGUGGACAUCUUCAUUCGCUUGGGCAAGGAGAUUGCCAGGGAUGUGCCGCUGAAGGUCAUCAACGAUGGCGAGGUCACUGCCCUUGCCGCGGUGCAGAAGAUCAAGGCUGGCAACGUCAUGGGCAUCUCAAUGGGCAGCUCUGAGGGUGCUGGAUACGCCAAUGCGGAUGGCAACCUCAUGGGCUGGAUCUCUGAGCUGUGCUAUUGCAAGAUCGAUUUGAACCCCAAGGCUCCCACGGACCCAUGGUCCAAGGGUGCCCAUCGCGGCUUGAGCCACAUGUACCUCGGUCAACGUGGCACCACGAAAUUGGCCUCCAAGGGAGGAGUGGAAGUUCCUGCCAACUACAAGUAUCCUCAUGCUGACAUGUGCACGAUCAAGCAUGAGAACCACGCCCAGUGCUUGAAGUUGAUCCAGGAGGCCAUGAAGGGCGACAAGGCCGAGGAGGUGAAGAAGAUCUAUGAGACCGUGGGAGUCUACCUGGGCUAUGCCUUGGCUGGCUACUGCGAGUUCUACAAGAUCGAUCACGUGAUGAUCUUGGGGCGUGUGAGCAAGGGCAAAGGAGGUGACAUCAUGCUCGACAUGGCGAAGAAGGUUUUGGAAGAGGAGUUCCCGCAGUAUUCGCACAUCAAGUUCCACACCGCCGAUGACCAUUUUAAGGCGGUGGGGCAGUGCAUCGCUGCGGCGGCCUUGCCAGAGCUGAAGAAAUGA